UUAGCUGCCCAGCUCCACUCCCCCGUCACCAGAACUGCCUCCUUUUUCUGGCCUCAAGGCAAUUUAAAGGUUGCACCUCAGUCCAAGAAGGUGGCAAGAACCCCUAACUCCUAACUCCUACACUGGUAUGUUUUUGGGUUCAUUCUCUUUCUGGGAACUGAGCAGUGCUCACUGAACAUCUCCAUCAAGCUGGACCAUCUACCUGCUUCUGAUUCCAUGUCUUCAUUAGAGGAUGGGGUAAUCUACGACAGCAGCAUGGCACAAAAAGAGAAGCUUCAAUGCCUGAAAGACUUCCAUAAGGACACUCUGAAGCCAUCCCCGGGGAAAAGUCCUGGCACCCGACCUGAGGAUGAAGCUGAGGGAAAACAUCCUCAGCGGGAGAAGUGGGCCAGCAAGCUUGACUUUCUUCUGUCUGUCGCUGGAGGCUUUGUUGGUUUAGGAAAUGUCUGGCGUUUCCCAUACCUCUGCUAUAAGAAUGGUGGAGGUGCAUUUCUCAUCCCGUACUUCAUUUUCCUGUUCGGUGGUGGCCUACCUGUGUUUUUUCUUGAGGUGGCUCUUGGCCAGUUCACCUCUCAGGGAGGAAUCACUUGUUGGGAAAAAAUCUGCCCCAUCUUUACUGGUAUCGGCUAUGCUUCCAUCGUGAUCGUUUCCCUCCUGAACGUCUACUACAUUGUGAUUUUGGCUUGGGCCUUGUACUACCUGUUCCAGUCCUUCAAUCCUGACCUUCCCUGGGCCAGCUGUAAGAAUAAGUGGAACACAGACAAGUGUAUAGAGGACACAUUGCGCAAGAACAUGAGCAGCUUGGGGCCUGCCGCUAUAAGCAACUACACGUCACCUGUCACCGAGUUCUGGGAACGUAAUGUGCUCAGCAUUUCUGAUGGCAUCGAGAACAUAGGCCCUGUGAAAUGGGAUCUGGCUCUGUGUCUCCUUGCUGUGUGGGUCAUCUGUUUCUUCUGUAUAUGGAAGGGCGUGAAGUCCACCGGAAAGGUUGUGUACAUCACGGCAACCUUCCCAUUUGUCAUGCUGGGUAUCCUCCUGGUCCGGGGUGUCACACUUCCUGGGGCAUCCGAGGGCGUCAAGUUCUAUCUGUAUCCAAAUAUCACCCGUCUCCAGGAUCCUGAGGUUUGGAUUGAUGCAGGGACACAGAUUUUCUUUUCCUAUGCCAUAUGUUUGGGAGCAAUGACAUCACUGGGGAGCUACAACAAGUACAAAUACAACUGCUACAGGGACUGUUUGCUGCUGGGAGGCCUGAACAGCGCUACCAGUUUUGUGUCUGGCUUCGCAAUAUUUUCCAUCCUGGGCUUCAUGGCACAAGAGCAAGGGGUGGACAUUGCCGAUGUGGCAGAGUCAGGUCCUGGUUUGGCCUUCAUUGCUUACCCUAAAGCUGUGACGAUGAUGCCACUGCCUACGUUUUGGGCCAUUCUAUUCUUCAUCAUGCUUCUGCUACUAGGUCUCGACAGUCAGUUUGUUGAAGUGGAAGGACAGGUCACCUCACUGGUAGAUUUGUAUCCAUCCUUCCUACGGAAGGGUUACCGUCGAGAAAUCUUCAUAGCUAUAUUAUGCUUUAUGAGCUACCUGCUGGGACUUGCCAUGGUCACCAAGGGUGGCAUGUAUGUCUUUCAACUCUUUGACUACUAUGCAGCCAGUGGUGUGUGCCUUUUGUGGGUUGCAUUCUUUGAAUGCAUUGCAGUAGCCUGGAUUUAUGGUGCUGAUAAUUUCUAUGAUGCAAUCGAGGACAUGAUUGGAUACAGACCAAAUCCUUGGAUGAAGUGGUGCUGGACUGCAAUUACACCUAUUCUUUGUGUGGGAUGUUUCAUUUUCUCUCUGGUCAAAUACAAGCCUCUGACGUACAACAAAAUCUAUGAGUAUCCAGACUGGGCCAUUGGUUUGGGCUGGACCCUCGCCCUCACCUCCAUGAUUUGCAUACCUAUGGUGGUUGUGAUCAAGAUCAUCCAGUCUGAAGGCCCACUCAUUGAGAGGAUUAAAGCAGUGGCAGCUCCAGUGCGAAGCAAUACAAAUUCAUGUCCUCAGGAGUACCGACCGAAGGGCUCAGAAGUGUCACAUCCCCUUGACCCCAAUGGGAACAACGGCUUGAUCAAGCCCAGCCACACUAUCGUAGAAACCAUGAUGUGAGCGCUCUCUGUGAGAGAAUCCAAUCACCUGCUUUCCAUUUUUAAAUAAAUAAAUUAAUUAAUGAAUUAAUUAUAUAUAUGUUUUAUAUAUAUAUAUAUAUAUAUAUAUAUAUAUAUAUAUAUAUAUAUAAAUAUAAAAUGUGGAUUUAGUCGUAGGACCAGGUUUACAUAUCUGCACUAGAAGUUCUUUUUCUUUCCUUUUCUUUUUUACAGAGGAAGUUACACUUGUUUUUGUCAGUGUCUGCUUUUAAUAUUUUUACCACAACGUUGUUAUAUUACUAUUAUUACUGUUGUUGUAAUUAGAUGAAAAGUGGCUUUCCAUACACAAACACCAGUAUCGCAAAAUAGUCACACAUUUCUCUUUUUUCUUGGUUGUUUUUUUUUUCUUUUUUCCUGUAAAUAAAGACAUUUAAAUGAUUUGUUGGAGUGGACAAACCAGACCAAUUAGGUGCUGCAAAUGAUAAAUGUUCUUAGUGUUUAAAAAGUGUCUUGGUUGGAAUUUUUUGGUCAGACAGCUGUGCACAUCUAUUUUGACAUCAAGUGUACGAUUGAAACUAAUUGGACGUUUAAUCAACAGAUAUUACAUUCACAAUUGAACAGACACUACUGUAUUUCGUGGUGCGAGUUUAACACACUGACACCACCACUGCACACAAGGAAUCUAAAUUAAUGUGACUCUCAGAAAGCACAAAUUGUCACACUAAUUCUUUAUACUGAUCUAGUACAAUAAGCUUUACCUUAUAACAUUCAUCCUGUCCACCAUCCAUCCAUCCUGUCACUGGUCUGUAUUCAGAGUUGACAACUUCAGUCCAAAAUUUACAUCAGUAUUUAUGAGGGGAAAAUUACGCAUAUUCAGAGACGGGCUGCACAAACUGGCUCCUCAUUUAGAUUCUGCAGUUGACCUGCAAUGUAAUUCAUGGAUGUGUCAUUGCCAGAUUUUCCAAGCAGAAGCGUCUGACACAGAGGUUUUUCAGUAGUGUCUAGACUGCCAACUUUAAACAGACAAAUGUACCUUUAAGCCCAAACUAAAACAAGGACAGAAUAUGUAGACUGAAAAAAUAUAUUUUUCUUUCAUGUCAAAUGUAAUACAGUGAAACAUAAGCUCAAGAGACCACCGAAAAACAAAAAAGACAAAUGCCAUGGCAACUGAAUGAGAAAAUGUCAAACACUGAAAUAAAUCUAAUACCAGUCUGGUAUAUUGGCAGUUAACAGUUAUUCCAUGGAAUCGAGUCGGCUAUAAGCCAUGUAUGACGAGAUUGAGCGUAAUAACUGUUUUAUUCUAGCCACACUCACUGGAUUUUGAGAAGCAGAGCGUUUUUAUUUUAAUUUUUUGCAAAUUCGAUAAAUAAAAACUUGAUACAAAACGUCCGACAAAAUAAUUUCUGCUUAGAGUCUAAACAAACCGGUGAAAUCACAGGAACAAUUUGUGAAAAAUACGAUAAUAAUAAUUCUUGAAAAAUAAAGAUACAUUCUUACCAUCAAAUACUUUUUUUUGAUGGUUGGCAAACCAACUUAAAGGUGCAUUACUGCCACCGACUGGGCUGUAAUGUAGAACAGGCAAUAUGGUGGGGGGGAAAAACCCCAAAACUAUAUUCUUUUAGCUGUUUUUGACUUGAUAAUUUUUGAGGUUUUUGUUUUUGAGUAGAGUUUUUAUUUCGUCCUCGGUUGGUACACCAGCACACGCCGCCAUUUUGUUUAUCUCUACUGGCAGUAUAUGAGCUGAUAUCCUAGUAGUAGAGGAGCCAAUCAGAGUGUGCGAUUGCUCAUAUCCAAUGAAUGUGGAUAGAAUAGUAGUAUACUAGGAAUAAUCCUAGUAGCAAUUAUCACAUUAUUCACUGCAAAUUUUGCUUAACAGUAUGGCUUCCAACGUCAUCUUAUUAAAAAAAAAAAAGCUUGUAAAAUAGCACUUGAUCCAGCACGUCUUAUUAUUUUGUAGAUUUAUUUUUAUAUUGUGAACAAACAAUUUAAUCAAGCCAGUUAAAUGAAGCACAGGAUGUAUGAUUAAUGAACUGUUGUGACUAUUUUGAUGUGUGUCCUGUAAAAAAAAAAAAAGUGCCAACGGUUUAAAAGAUAAGCUGACCACGUUCUCAUCUGCUCUGCUUAUCGUUCACUUUAAAUGUUGUUCAUAAUUUUAUCCGUAAGAUCCAUCACUCAGGCCUCAAUAAACAAUGCCUCUAAUUAAGAUGCUGUCUGUCCCCAAUCUCCUGUUUGAAAAAAAAAAUCAUGACAUAGUGCCCCAUUUAAAAAAAAAAAAAAAAAAAGUAAUAUUGGUCAUUAGGCUUUUUUUUUUUUUGGAUGAAUUUAUGGCCCAAAACACAAAUUCCAAUGUAACAUCAAUCUGCCUGAUAGUGGCGCUGGACUUAAUACUGCUGCUUACCUAAGCUGAUAUUGCGCUUAACUCCAAGGUUAAGAAUUGUGCAUAACCAAGACAGACCUCUGUUUUUGGUGAACUCCACCUCGCAUGAGUAACUUUCACACCAACACUGAAAUAGCACUCAAUCUUGUGGUGAUGUCUGUGUUCUAGAUAACGGGAUGCACAGUUUUGGCAUUAAACCCUCACUAAGCAUGUGUAACUCAACUCUGAAUACAGCCCAAGUACAGCAUUUUUUGCAUGUUUCUCAUAUCAGUGUAAUUAGAUCUUCAAACAUUCACUUUUACCCAAGUUUCAACACUCCCUAAAUAUCCAACGGUCAUUAUUAUUAACCAGCUUAAUAAAACUGUAUCAGGGCUUAGACACAUGCUGAUACUGGCAUGUUAAAAUAUGGAAUUGCUCUUAUCUAAGCUUUUGUGUCAUACCAAUUCAGAAAUAGUAUUUUAUGGUGAAAUCCAAGUUGUUUGUACAUGUCAUUCUUUUUUUCCAUUGCUUUUUGUAUUCUUAAUAUUAAGAUUGUACUUGGCUUCUGUCUGCAAUUAUAUUUUUAUAGGACAAAAUUUUAUAUAGAGCUUUUAAUUGGUGCAAUUGGUGGAAAUUGUAAUGUGCAAUACUUUGUAGAAUAAUAUGCAUUGUCCCUGUCUUUUAAAAAAGAUGGUACUUGCAGUGAAAAAUUUCUUUUAUAACAAAGUAGCAGGAAACAUUAGGGCACAUUGGGGGCCAAUUAAUCAUUGGAAGGUAACAUCAAAGUUUAAAAAAAAAAAAAAGUAGUAUUUACUGUGAUACUUUACGUAAUUUAGUGUUUUAAAAAAGAAAUGCUAUGAAUUUCUAGCAGUUUAUGUGUCAGAUAACGUACAUUAAUCUUAACUUAUCUUAUAUGAUUUUUAAUAAGCUGAUUUGGAUUGAUGUAUCCUGUAAUUAAACAAUGUAGCCAAACAACUUUUAUUUAGUUGUUAAUCAUGAAGGCCAACUCUUUGUUUUUGACCUUCCGGUGACAAAAUGCAAGUGUUGCUUCUGAAAAAUGGCUUAACUGAAAAUCAAAUAAUACGAUUUAGUGCAAAGAAUUCGAAAUUGCAGUCCAGAGAUCAAUGAAAUAUUCCUGUUUUUUGUUUUUUUUUCCAAACCUAGCCGUUAUCCUGUGUACGAUACUGAGAGAAGAACCAAGAGUAGUUGGGCUUAAUAUUCAUGUUUUAUUCAUACUGUCCAAACUGUUGUCACUAAUUGCCCACAAGCAACACAUAGCUAGGUUUGAAAAGCUCUGGAAUAUUCCGUUUAGUCUCAGGAUAUGAUCCUAAUGCAGAAACAGAGAUAUCUUUAAAUCUUUUACACCUACAUGGUUUGGCAACAUCUAUGCGUUAUUAAUUCAUGGCAGGCCCGGCUCCAGCUCUCAGUAACAGGGCCAGGGAGAUUUGGUGGGGGGAAAAUGAUAUAUAAAUGUAUAUUCGGAAGAUACAGGACAUUUCAGACAGAAGUCCUUUGUCAGCUGCGGGUUGUGUAUAUAUAUUUGUGGCACUGAUGCUGCCUGUGGCCCAUCGAGCAGUGGUAGCGGUGAUCUGUGUUGCUGAUGAUUGGGACAGAUAAAGCCCAAGCCAGUUUGAGUAUGAUAAAUAAAUAGAAAUACAUAUAACCUUGUGAUAACGUUUUUUUUUCUCUCUCGCUCUUUUUUGGGUGGGCCAGACCCACCCCGCACCACCCCCACUCCCCCAACCAACCCUCAGCCCACCCACCCCACUCCUAAACUCACCCUGGAGCCAGGCCCAAGUCAUGAGAACAUAUUAUUAUUAUUAUUAUUAAUUUUUUUUUAUUCGUGAUAACAUGGAAGCAAAAGUGUUUUAAAAAUAUUUUGGAGUACCUAAUUUUUUUUUUUUUUUUUAUUCCUUAAUAAACAUUUAUUUUUGAAACAAUAAAGAAAGGAAAAGCCUCCUGCUUUUGCUCAACGUUGCCAGAACGAAUUUCUUUCUAAAAUUUGAGGUGAACUUAAAUCAAAUUGUUUGAUUGUAAUUCAGUCAUGCCUUUGUGGUCAUGAAGGCUUCGAGGUGACACACUACCACACAGUGUCCCUUUAAAGUGACCCAACAACAAUGCUAUUGCCAAGCCAGGGUAAUUUCACACAUGCCUGGCUUCCUAAAAUAUGGCUUGUGAGGACACAACCAGAAGCGUCAUGUUAGGUCAUGGAAAAUUGGUCCCGGAUAAACCUGAACAUUGUCUCGAUGUGCAUCUUCGUUCUGUUCACUAGUGGCUUUACUGUUUCAGUGGUCACUGAGAGGUGCACUGAGCCAAAAAGGCCGAUCCUUUUCCCCAGCUGGAGCUGUAGUAGUGAUCUUAUUUGAAAUAGACUGAUAGCACCCAAGGGAUGAGAAAUCUGGAGAGUUUUCAAAAAUGCACAAAACUUCCCAAGCUUAACUUGCAGAAGGAAGAAUCGUUUCUUUCUCAGGGUACAUAUGAUUAAUGAGUCGGAUUCCCAGUGGAGAUGGAAAAAUCUGCUUUGCUUAUUUUCAGGCCAUGGAAAUUAUAACCAUCCCAUUGUGGCUUAAGCAUAAAUCAUUUCAAA
Messenger RNA from Neoarius graeffei (lesser salmon catfish), 7054 nucleotides. RefSeq names its product solute carrier family 6 member 6b (gene slc6a6b). The transcript has 14 exons. Gene Ontology annotation, biological process: taurine transmembrane transport; neurotransmitter transport; sodium ion transmembrane transport. Gene Ontology annotation, cellular component: plasma membrane. The record is from RefSeq and is a predicted model, not a curated record. The coding region runs from base 217 to 2133 and encodes 638 amino acids. NCBI's taxonomy places the organism in Eukaryota, Metazoa, Chordata, Actinopteri, Siluriformes, Ariidae. Gene Ontology annotation, molecular function: taurine:sodium symporter activity.